AUGAAAAAUUGCGAAUAUCAGCAAAUAGAUCCUCAGGCACUAGCAACACCGACACCUACCCCUCCUCCGCUACCGUGUCCCGAAAAGAAGACUAAAAGGCCACGGAGAAAAUGGGAAGUGUUCCCGGGAAAGAAUCGUUUUUAUUGUGAUGGACGGAUCAUCGUCGCUCGUCAAAGUGGCGUACUUCCACUGACGCUUGGUCUCAUCCUUGUCACCAGUGGUUUAUUCUUCAUAUUCGACUGCCCCUUCCUGGUUCAGCACUUGGCAAGCUGCAUCCCAGCAAUUGGAGGAGUCCUGUUUGUGUUUGUGAUCAUCUCUCUUCUUCAGACUAGCUUCACUGACCCAGGCAUUUUACCCAGGGCUACCCCAGACGAGGCCGCUGAUAUUGAAAAACAGAUCGAUAACCCUGGCUCUUCCUCCUCCUACCGUCCCCCUCCGCGCACUAAGGAGGUCCUCAUCAACCAGCAGGUGGUUAAGCUCAAGUACUGCUUCACCUGCAAGAUCUUCCGUCCUCCCAGAACCUCCCACUGUAGCCUGUGUGACAACUGUGUGGAACGAUUUGACCACCAUUGCCCUUGGGUUGGAAACUGCGUGGGGAAACGCAACUAUCGCUUCUUUUACACUUUCAUUGUUUCCCUCUCUUUCCUCACAGCCUUCAUCUUUGGCUGUGUAACCACACACCUGGCCCUGAGGUCACAGGGUGGUAACGGCUUGGUCUUUGCCCUCCAGGCGAGUCCAGCUAGUGCUGUGGAGUUGGUGGUCUGCUUCUUUUCAGUGUGGUCCAUUUUGGGCCUCUCAGGAUUCCAUACUUACUUAGUGGCUGCCAACCUCACCACCAAUGAAGAUAUCAAAGGCUCCUGGUCUGGGAAAAGUGGAUCAGAGGAAACGGGGAACCCCUACAGCUAUAACAACAUUUUCAAAAACUGUUGUGCGGUGCUCUGUGGUCCCAUGCCUCCGAGUUUAAUUGAUAGGCGAGGCUUCGUGCCCUCAGAUGACUCCGCCCAGACGGUUCCCACGGAGAUCGCGCUGCCCGCGGCUAAAAACGACAUCAACAUGUGCACACAGGGCACUAAGGACCUGCUGGAAACAGCCACUCGUUCUCCUCUGCUCUCCAGCACCUGUCCUCAGGGGAAGCCCCAGACGGCAAUUCCCUUCCCGGAAGCGCGGGCAGACCCCGAACCCUCGGCCGCCCCCGCCCCUGCCCCCGUCCCCACCCCGGCCCCGGUCCGCGGGGGUCACCGCGCCUCCGGCUCCUCCGACAGGCCUCGUUCCGGGCGGAGCGGCAAGGGCAAGCGGUCUUCCUCGCACAACCGUAACCACGCCUACACCGCGACCAGCCCUCCGGGGUCUCCCAACCCGCGCCGAGGCCACAGACACCACCGUAGCCAAAAGUUCACCUCUUUGCACUGA
Molecule: messenger RNA, 1410 nt
Organism: Chanos chanos (milkfish)
Lineage: Eukaryota; Metazoa; Chordata; Actinopteri; Gonorynchiformes; Chanidae
Gene: zdhhc18b
Product: zDHHC palmitoyltransferase 18b
Exons: 9
Coding region: 1-1410 (469 amino acids)
Biological process (GO): protein targeting to membrane; peptidyl-L-cysteine S-palmitoylation
Cellular component (GO): Golgi apparatus; endoplasmic reticulum
Molecular function (GO): protein-cysteine S-palmitoyltransferase activity
Source: RefSeq, a predicted model, not a curated record